AUGGACGCGGAGACCGCGCACAACGUCGGGAUCGCGCUCAUGGAGCGCGGGAUCGCGCCCGCGGAGUCGCGCCGCGACGACCCCGCGCUGCGCGUCGAGCGAUGGGGCCUGACGUUUCCCAACCCGAUCGGCCUCGCCGCGGGAUUCGACAAGGACGCGCGCGCGUUCCCGGCGCUGCGCGCGAUGGGGUUCGGCUCCGUGGAGAUCGGGAGCGUCACGCCCAGGCCGCAGCCGGGGAACGCGAAGCCGCGCGUGUUUCGCCUGCCGAACGAGCGCGCGGUCGUGAACCGGUACGGGUUCAACAGCGAAGGGCACGACGCGGCGGCGGCGCGGCUGGCGUCCAACGUCCCGCAGGUGCACGCGGCGGUCGACCGAGAUCUCACCGGCUACGGCCCGCUCGGGGUGAACCUCGGGAAGAACAAGACCACGCCGGAGGACGACGCGGUGGAGGAUUACGUCGAGGGCGUGCGCGCGUUGGGUCGUCGCGCGGAUUACCUCGUCGUCAACGUGUCGUCGCCGAACACGCCCGGCCUUCGGAACCUCCAGUCGAAGAGACACCUGACGCGGUUGCUGACGCGGGUGCUGAGAGCGCGCGACGCGCUGCCGGACGGGCACCGCCCGCCCGUGCUUCUCAAGAUCGCGCCGGACUUGACCGAGGACGACGUGAAGCAGAUCGCGGCGGCGGCGCUCUCGACGCGCGUCGACGGCGUCGUGGUGUCGAACACGACCGUCGCGCGGCCGGACGACGUCUUCGACGGGGAGUACGCGCACCUCAGGGACGAAGCCGGCGGUCUCAGCGGCGCGCCGCUGUUCGAGUCCUCCACCGAGGUGUUGAGGGAGCUCUACGCGCGCACGAGAGGGAAGGUGACGCUCGUGGGGUGCGGCGGCGUGAGCGACGGCGAGGACGCGUACGAGAAGAUUCGCGCGGGCGCGUCGCUCGUGCAGCUGUACACCGCCUUCGCGUACGAGGGUCCCGCGAUCGUGCCGAGGUUGAAAGAGGAGUUGAAGGCGUGCCUCGAGCGCGACGGGUACGAUUUCAUCGAGGAGGCCGUCGGCGCGGAUCACUUGACCGGGAAGGCGAAAGCCGCGGACGAGGAGCGAAGGAAGCACGCGAGGAGCGGGUGGUGA
Molecule: messenger RNA, 1128 nt
Organism: Micromonas pusilla CCMP1545
Lineage: Eukaryota; Viridiplantae; Chlorophyta; Mamiellophyceae; Mamiellales; Mamiellaceae
Product: dihydropryrimidine dehydrogenase
Exons: 3
Coding region: 1-1128 (375 amino acids)
Biological process (GO): 'de novo' pyrimidine nucleobase biosynthetic process; pyrimidine ribonucleotide biosynthetic process
Cellular component (GO): cytoplasm; mitochondrial inner membrane
Molecular function (GO): dihydroorotate dehydrogenase activity
Source: RefSeq, a predicted model, not a curated record